CACCUCCACUGGCUUCUCUUCUCCUCCACCACCUUUCACUCCAAUUUUAAUCUUAAUUUUUUUUCAUUUUUCCGUGGAUUUUCCCUAACUUUCUCGCUGAAUUUUCCGCCCUGCCAAACAGGCCAAAACGAGAGGAAAAAUGGUCAGGGAUGAUUUGUACAUUACGGUUCCGAGUUUCUUCAGGUGUCCGAUUUCACUUGACGUGAUGAAAUCACCUGUCAGUCUCUGUACGGGCGUAACCUACGACCGAGCCAGCAUCCAACGUUGGUUGGACAGCGGCAACAACACGUGUCCGGCGACGAUGCAGGUCCUUCACAGCAAGGAGAUUGUUCCUAACCGUACGUUACAACGUCUCAUCCAGAUCUGGUCAGACUCCGUGCAGCAGCACCGAGUCGACUCAACCGAGUUGGCGAACGUAGUCAUCUCUCAAGAUCAAGUGAAGGACAUCAUCAAAGAGACGGAUAUUAAAAAUGAAGAUUUCCUGGAGAAUUUCUCCAAGAUAAUCUCCUUCGCGCGAGAAUCUGACGAGAACAAGAAAUUCCUCGCGAAAUUGGACGGCUUCGUCAUCAUGCUGGUUGAGAUUUUGAGUAAGGUUAAAGAUAAGGAUAUUUUGGAGCAAGUAGUUAGGGUUUUGGCGUUGAUUUUGAACAAAAUUGAAGAUCAAGAACAUUUGAUGAACUUAAUGUUGAAGAAACAUCAAGAUAGCUUGACUUCGCUCCUUCUCGUUUUGAAACAAGAACAAAACGUAGAUUCAAAAAUCGAAUCGCUCAAAAUCCUUGAAUUCAUCGCCGUUGACGCCGAGUCGAAGCUUUUAAUCGCCGAAAGUGAAGGAUUAUUAUCGGAGCUCAAACACAUAUUAAGUUCGAACAACGCCGAUCAACCUCUAAUCGGCUCGUGUUUAUCUUGUUUAGUUUCAAUUUCAGUAUCCAAACGGCUGAAGUCAAAGUUAAUAACAAACUACAAACUCAUCCCGGAGCUGAAGAAACUCAUAACAGACAAAAACGUCUCCGUUUCGACGACGGAGAAGGUGUUGAAAUUGUUAGAAACUUUGUGUUAUAGCAAGCAAGGGAGGGCAGAAAUUUGUAACGAUUCAAAUCUGGUGCAAGCGAUCGUACAGAAAAUGUUGAAAGUAUCGGGUGUAGCGACAGAGCACGCGGUGACGAUAGUGUGGAGCGUGUGCUAUUUGUUUAGAGAUCAAAGGGCGCAGGAAGCGGUGACGAUGGGGAACGGAUUGACGAAGAUUUUGAUGGUGAUGCAGAGCAAUUGCUCACCGGGAGUGAGGCAAAUGAGCUCCGAUUUGUUGAAGAUAUUUCGGGUGAAUUAUAAGGCGAGUUGUUUGUCUAGUUAUGAUACGAAAACUACUCAUAUUAUGCCGUUCUGACUUCUGAGUACAUGAAUGAAUGAAUGAAUGUGUUUGGACAGUGGGAAAAUUGGGUGCUUAGAUGGUAGUUUAAAGGGGAAGAAAAAUUAUAAAUGUUUGUAAAUCAAAGGAAAAUUUUGUUAGUGAAUACAAGCACAGAAUUCAGAAUUAAUUCAAUUUCUUUUUUAAAUCCCUCUGUUUUUGUUGUUCAUUUCUUUCAUUUUGUGUGUAGUUUCAGAACCCAGAAUUC
This is a messenger RNA of Pistacia vera, 1610 nucleotides long. RefSeq names its product U-box domain-containing protein 27. Lineage: Eukaryota; Viridiplantae; Streptophyta; Magnoliopsida; Sapindales; Anacardiaceae. Gene Ontology annotation, biological process: protein ubiquitination. Bases 140 to 1381 code for a protein of 413 amino acids. The record is from RefSeq and is a predicted model, not a curated record. Gene Ontology annotation, molecular function: ubiquitin protein ligase activity. The transcript has a single exon.